Symbiodinium sp. CCMP2592 is the source of this 969-nucleotide messenger RNA. Lineage: Eukaryota; Dinophyceae; Suessiales; Symbiodiniaceae. The record is from the annotation of a GenBank genome assembly.
AUGUGGCCCAGUCUGCAGGGCUAUCGCACGGGGCUCCACCACAGCGAGCGUGCCUCCGGGCAGGAGGCCGUGGUGGGUCUUGCUCAACUUGAUGUCACCUUCGUGCUUUGGGAUCAGGCCUGGCUCGUGCUGGUGCUGUUUUUGUCCGCGACGGCGGCGGCUUUGGCGGCCCGCUGGUACUUCCAGGCCUCCCAAAUCAUGCAGCCAAAUCAUGCAGCCUUGCACUUUGCACGUGUGGGCCGCCUUGGGCUGCCCUUGCAAGCAUGUCGCAAGGGGAGAUGCGCCGCGCGAGGCAUGGAGCUUCGUUGUUGUGGGAGUGCCGUGCAAAAGCGAUGUCCCGCAGAUUCGAGGGAGGAUCCCUUGUUGCUGGAGCUGCAGUCUUUGGAGGAAGGUCUCCGAGAUGUGCAGCCGCCCGAGUUCGUCCGCCCCGGACUGGAGCCGCCCGUCUCCCUCCCCAGUGAGCCUGGGCCACCCGCAACCUCCCCCACGGAGCUCUCCCUCCCAAACAGGGGACUGGCGUUAUCCGUGUCCCUUCCCACAGAGCCCGGGUCAACUGCAAGUGUGCCCAUCCUCACGCAGCCGACAUCACUUGUCUCCAGCCCCACGCAUCCGGGAUCACCCGUCUCCCUGCCCCCUGAGCCGGCGUCACAGGGCACAGCGCCGCCAAGCGCGGCUAUGCUUUGCUCUCAAAGACCAAGCGUGCUGCACCAUGACGACGAGGAAUGGCGACCCGACGGAGGCGAUCCGGAGAGCGAGCCAUGGGUCGAGGAGGAGGAGCCGCAGGUCGAGCUCUGGCUUGAAGCCAAGGAGCUGCAAGAUGAUGCUUUUCAUGCAGCAUGUGUGCGCAUGAAACCGUUGAAGCUCCUGCGUUUCUUUGGACAGCUGUCGCAGGAAUGGAAAAGCAUAUGCCGCUUUGCUAGGGUCUACGAGGAACGCCUUCAUCAUGCUAAGGAACGAGGCGUGGCGUAG